This is a messenger RNA of Coccidioides immitis RS, 3766 nucleotides long. RefSeq lists its product as uncharacterized. The record is from RefSeq and is a predicted model, not a curated record. Gene Ontology annotation, biological process: protein sumoylation. Gene Ontology annotation, molecular function: SUMO ligase activity; zinc ion binding. The transcript has 2 exons. NCBI's taxonomy places the organism in Eukaryota, Fungi, Ascomycota, Eurotiomycetes, Onygenales, Onygenaceae. The coding region runs from base 353 to 3766 and encodes 1137 amino acids.
CUGCAAUCCCACCAGCCUCAAUGGAGGAGGGAGGGGAAAGCCUGAGACCAAAGCAGUCAGGUUGCUGACCACCUGUGCCUCUGAAAAGGGGAGAAAAGAUCCCCUUCUUUGAUGAGAUGCACAGUAAAAGCUCCAACACACAAAGUUGCUCAACUUCAAUGCUAUCACUUCACUCUCGCACCCACGUCAGGUAAAUAAGCAGUUCGUGAAUUGAGCGUGUUGCUAUGAAUUCCAUCUUCACUUCGCCUCCUCACAUUCGCUUUUCUGAAAAGCUGCUGGUGUUUUCUACACCCGUGUCCACUGUCCCUUGCACAAUACUAUGAACUCAUGAUCACUCGAACCAAGAUCAAAAAUGUCAGACCAAUCAUUGCUGAGAAGAUCAAAGGUUACGCGCCGUCCACCAGGCAACUGUCCGACGGGAUCUCAGUCCACCGAUGUGUCGAUGUCACUUGCAAAUGCAACAGCCAGUACGUUCCUCGGUGGCCACCAGAGGUCUUGGAUGCAAGGUCCCUCUGCAACAGCUCCAAAUCACACCUCCCAGACUCCUCUGAGUCCCGUAAUAUCAAAAUCUCCCAAAAAAUCCAACGAUAAAGGUGCUGAGGGAACGAAUUCUGAUAUAGCCCAGCUGCUAUCGCCACGAUCCCCUCCCAAUGAGGAGCCGUUAUUACCCGUCCCCGCAACAGAACCACAGCCCCCGACUUACUCUCCAACUCAAAUGCCGUUGCGUCCCGAAGCUAUGGCUGCGUCGCAUUCCUCGGUCGUGAUUGUGUCGCGGUCCCCAGAGUACUCCGGACUUCCUACUCCGCGUGAUUUCCAGACAGCUCCUUCGCCAGCUCCUCCGCGAAAUAAACCUGGAGCUGGAGCCACAAUCAAUGAUUCUCUCCUGGAGUCCAAUGUCACCAAUGACAAGUCAGCAAAUCCCCGACCAGACUCGACCAAUUUGCACCGUAGCACGCCCAAUAACGAUCCAGUGCCUGCUACAGCCACGACCCAAAGUCCACCUCUAGGUCACGUAUCCCACGGGAAUAAGCGCAUGCGGACCGGUGAGACCAUUUCGUCCAACGCAACAGCCCCUGUCCAGCCCGCAGAAUUCACCCAAUCAGGCAUCCGGGUGCCUGCCAAUCAGCCUCCGGUUCAUAGUCAGUCUGUGGAGGACCGUCCAGUUUUCUCGGUACGAGCGGGACCAGAGUCCCAUCUGAUAACAGGUUAUGUCGAUCAGGGUAUCUCUCGCAACAUAGAGUUUUUGAAAUCUAAAGCCACACCUCAUGAGCGUGGCCGCGUGGAAACACUACAACAGGCUUGCAACACACAUGACCUUUUCUUCCUUGCUCUUCACCAGAUACUUUGCCUGUAUCUUGUGUCCCCAGACUUUCUUCAUGGUCUUCCAGGCUUUGGACCGGAUCAACUUGCUGGAUUGUUAUCAAUUAAAGACGACUGGUUUGCACAGGGUCGAUAUUUUACUCCUUUCUUGACCUUAUGCUGCAAGUUUCCUAGAGCCUUCCUGGAGCUCAUGCAUAACAGCCGAGCAUACAUGCAAUCAAUAGAGUCAGUUUUUUACUGUCUCCCCCUCUUGGCAAAGGGGUGGUCAGCUUUUGUGAAUACUAUUAUUCAGCGCCGAUAUCCUCCGCUCAUUGAUGAGCUAGUGUCCAAAUUCGGAGUACCAUCGACCCUUAUUCAGCACUCGCUAUUCAUUAAAUGCUGUAAGCUCAUAAGCUCAAAUCGUGUUACGGAAUGGUCGCGCAGGGUUGAAACUAUUUUUAGACAAGACAGAGCUUAUUAUGAUGCACGGCUUGCCAAUUCACUGGCUGGGAAGCCUGUACCAGCGCAGCAGGCUCAUAAGGAAAACGAGGGUAUUGUGCGCGAGUAUCAAAAGGCUUCCUCGCUCCUCGAGAAGCCCGCCGGACCUGGUGCUUCAGAAACUACGAAUCUUACGUCCAUUUCCACUACUUCAACCCCUGCAAAUGUCCAUUUCCAGAGUGCGGCGCCCCCUACACAGGCUCAGUUCCCUCAAACAUCCUAUCAACACCGUCAAACUAUCCCUUCCACCCAGCCUCAGGCUCCACAGCAAGCCGAGAUGCGAAUACCGCAAGGUCAGAACCUUCAAUAUUCUUACAUUGUGCACCCGCGUAAUGGAGUACGGUUCCAAUAUAUUCCCAAUGCUGCCUUCCAACAAAAGCGUACAAUCGGACUCAGACAGCAUUCAACCCGUGUUGCGCCCGGGCAUACGAUUCCAGCCCAACCUCAGAUCCAGCAUCCACCCAGUGGCUCCAUAAGGGCUAAUUCUGGAGUGGCGGUGGAACAGCACCUACAGCAUGCACCCCAAAUCGCGCCUCAACAUGGACAUUCGAACCAAUGCCAGUGUACAAUCAGCGGCAUCAGGCAAGGCAGUUUCAGGGCAGGGGCUCAGCCAGCUCUGGCACUCCAGAGUUUGACAGUUCCCCAACCCGCAAAUGUGACACAGUAUUCCCACGGACUUAGUUCUGCCUCCCCGCAGUUUGUCCUAUCAAGCUCUCCCAUGCCGGUAGCUCCGAAUAUGCCUAUUGUGGUUCAAGCUCCUCAGCGUGUCCCCGUCACCACGCAUUCGCGCUCUUUCCCCAACCCGCCUCCUGUGAGGCCCACGCCGUUGCUUCCUCCCCAAGGAGCUAUCACAGCAGAGUUAUCAAAUCCACAUCCUUACUUAGUCGGGCUACACCAGAUGCACUUGAGGGUGAAUACCCGGGAGUUAGUCGACAAUCAAAGUGCUGAUCCUUCGAAACUUCUCUUGACCUACAUCCACUCUUUUGCCCUUCCUCCUUUCCGCCUUGGAAGUCGAAGGAUUAAUUUCUCCGGCAACAUAAAAUUAACCUCAGAAGAUUUUCAGAGACUUCCGGUCCGAAAAUCGUCACCGGAACAAGGCUCUCCUGUGGAAUUUCAUACGUCGGGAACCCGUUCUUACCAGCUGAAAUGUGUCAGGAUUAAAUCAGCCGCAGAGGGGAUAUCCGGUGGAGAGUGGGCGUCGAUGGACUGCUGCUGGCCCAAUGCGAUAUACAUUCAUGUUAAUGACACGGAGCACUUUGUCUGUCGCAAGUUCCACAAUGGCAAGGAUUUGCCUGUUAACAUCUCCUGCUCUCUGAGACCGGGUGAUAACAAGAUCGCUCUAACAAUUUUGCGCAAACCGGAGGAAUGCACCUCGAUUUCCUACGCUGCUGCUAUAGAGGUCCUUGAAACCAAGGAGCGUGGUUCGUUACGAAACGCUAUUGAGGUUCUCCCGAAAGCCACCGCUCUCAACCGUAUCAUCAAAAAGCUUCAAGAUGCGAUUGCCAAUGACGAUGAAGUCGUUAUUGUUGACGAUUAUAUUGCAAUUGAUUUGGUUGACCCUUUUAUGGCCCGUAUUUUUGAAACUCCUGUUCGUGGCAAGCUCUGUUCGCACUGGGAAUGCUUCGAUCUUGACACUUUCCUCGCCACUCGUCCUACAGGUACUGGACACAGUAUGGCGGAAAAUUGGAAGUGUCCAAUAUGCCGCAAAGAUGCACGGCCUCAGUCAUUGCUAAUAGAUGAAUUCCUUCUUGACAUCCGUUCUCAGCUGGUUCAGAAAAAUCAGCUUGAUGAAGUAAAGGCCAUUCUGGUCAAGCUGGAUGGUACUUGGAUUCCGAAAACCGAAUCAGACCAGCAAUCGCCGGUAACACACAAGAAGGAGACCAGCAUUCCUGGGAUCGCCGCCCCUGAAUUUAGGAACCCCCAAACGUCAAUGAAAAGGCCAGCACCGGAGAUUAUCGAAAUCGAUUAA